GUACAAUUUGAAUUGGUGGUGCAUCGAUUAAAUGCAAAUUGCAGCGUAUUAAAUUGAUAAGCAGCUUAAAAAAGGUGAAAGCCAUAAAUACGGCAUUACCUGCUUUCCCUCUGCAAGAAAGCAAACCACAUCUCAUCUCAAUCUUAAUAUAUGCAGCACACCACCACCUACCCCGCCGGAAUCCGCCGGAAAAUCGUAAUCCGGUGGAGGUUAAUAGAGAAGGCGGCCCUAUUCCGGCAGUUCUUCAGAAGAAUUCUUGUGUGUUCGCUAAGGAUGCCUAAUCCCCGCUACAGAAGACUCACUUCUCCGCCGUCAUCGGAGUCCGCCGGCGGAAGCCAAGAAGACGCCGCCGCGACGUCGUCCAGUAGCUGUUGUGAGAGCGACUCCGAUUUGGUCUCGUUGAAGAUCACUAUGCUGGGUGAUCCCCAGAUUGGAAAAACAACCUUUCUGGUUAAGUAUGUGGGAGAUGAAGAGGAGAAGAGAAGCUUGCAGAUGAAAGGGGUGAAUGUAAUGGAUAAAACUAUGUGCAUUCAUGGUGCCAGAAUUGCUCUCACUAUAUGGGAUGUUGGAGGUGAGAAAAGGUCAUUUGAUCAAGUUCCAAUUGCCUGCAAAAAUGCCGUAGCCAUUUUAUUUAUGUUUGAUCUCACCAGUCGACGCACACUCAACAGCAUAAUUGGAUGGUACAGUGAAGCAAGGAAGUGGAAUAAGACGGCAGUUCCAAUAGUAAUAGGGACCAAAUUUGAUGAUUUCAUGCAGCUUCCACCCGACAUUCAAUGGACUGUCGUCACGCAGGCUCGAAGAUAUGCAAAGGCAAUGAAUGCAGCCAUAUUCUUUUCAAGUGCAAAACAUAAUAUAAAUGUGAACAAGCUAUUCAAGUUUAUCAUGGCUAAGCUUUUUAACUUGCCUUGGACUCUCCACAGAAAUUUGACUAUUGGUGAACCCAUUAUUGACUUUUAAUUCUUUUAUUAUUCCAUUUGUAACAUCAAGUCGUUUAAUUCUAAUGUUACUGUACAUAGUUAUGCUUCAAAA
This is a messenger RNA of Salvia miltiorrhiza (redroot sage), 1029 nucleotides long. Its product is annotated as septum-promoting GTP-binding protein 1-like. The record is from RefSeq and is a predicted model, not a curated record. Lineage: Eukaryota; Viridiplantae; Streptophyta; Magnoliopsida; Lamiales; Lamiaceae. Bases 151 to 957 code for a protein of 268 amino acids. Gene Ontology annotation, molecular function: GTPase activity; GTP binding. The transcript has 6 exons.